AUGGAAAAAAAUAUCCUGUGGGUAAUCUUUUACAAUUUCCUAUUUAUUCUUUUGGCAUCAUGUAAAGAUACUAAUCGGAGCAAAUCUAACAGUCUAAAAGGUGAAAGUAAGUCGUUACCGACAUAUACUAAUUUAAUGAGGAAUGGACAACACAAAUACAACAAUGCUAAAACAGAAGAUGAAAUAGAUAAUCAGAUAAACAAUGAUAACAACCAUAAUGGGAAUAAUGAUAACAGAAUUAAUAGUAAAUCUCUAAAAACAUCACAUCUACAGAAUAGUCCGUCUCUGUUACAUUUAAAUGAUCAUAAAUUUACUAUAAAAGCAUCUCAGCCUUCUUACGUACAAAGAAACAGCAUAUAUACACUUAACGCAAAUGAUAAAAUGGAAAAUACAAAUAACGAAUUGAGUACUGUUCCAAAUUUAUUUAUUCAAGAAAAACAAGCAUCCCCCCCAAUUCCAUCUGCCCCUAAAAUUGUAUAUAAUAAUUUGGACUACCUCAGUACCAUCGAUGACAAUAAUGAUAUAAUUUCUGUGUUUAAACCUCACCACCCAGUUAUAUAUUACCUCAAGGAAUUGAGACAUUUUGCAAGUCGUUACAGAGAAUUUGAUCGUACAAUUAAUGAAGAUUUUGAUACUCCGAUAACACAGACUUCCAGUGUAAUAGAAAAAAAUGUCAAAGACUGUUUGGUGAACAUAGGUGAAUUGACAACAUUAAUGGUUCAGUUAGAAAAUCCCCAAAACUAUAAUAAUAUAAGUAAUCAAUAUGCUGAUAAAGCAAUAGAAUACAAAAAUAAAAUUGAGACUAUGGAAAAUUGUUUAAAUGAAAGUUACAUAAAAAAUUUUAAAUCUAUCAUGUCUGCUAAGUUGAGAAUGCACCAAGCUUUAAGAGUACGAAUACCUCUCCACUGGUACUACUAUACAUGUUCGACGAGGACUUACUUGGAUAUGGCUAAAGUAUAUAUAUUAGAAAUUAAUAAAUUUAAUGAACAGGACGAUAUUUCAUUUAUGGAUCAUAUAAGCAACAUACAUAACUAUGCUAUUGUUACAGUACAGAAAAUUAAAACAGAAUUAAAUACAAGUGUGAAUUUGCACAGAACAGAAUUUAUUAUAGAAGAAAUUGGACAUAUGAUAGAAAAGUUUAAUCUUCACCUGUCUAAAGUUCGUUAUGAAUCUGAUUAUAUCAAAAAUAUUGAUAUAGAUAUGAGAAUAAGAGAAGUUUUUGUAGCUGAACUAAGAUCUCUUUUUUAUGUGGUAGCUAAACACUACGCUGAUUUUAAGUUUAGUAUGGAACAUUUAAAAAUGUUUGAGAAUUUAUUCAAAAGCAAAGAACAAAUACUUUAUAACUCUUUUGACAAAUUAUUCGGGGAAUUACAAAAUAAAAUAAAAACUCUUAUGGGUUCUGAACAGUCUACUUCAGAUCUUAACUCUAUUAUUGCGGAUUCUGAAAAAAACAUAAAAUCUGCAGAAUCAUUAAUUAAUUCGAGUACUCAAGAGGUAGCACAAUAUUUACUUGAUUCAAAUGAGGAAAUUAAUGAUAUAAAAAAAAAUUAUAACCAAAAGAUACUCAAAGUAAGAGAAUUUAUAAAUAAAUCAAAAGGGUUAAUUGAAUCUGUAAAAGGUGUAUCCCCACUAAGUGCAUCAGAUAAGCAACAAAUAGAUAGAGAAAUAGAGGAAGUAAAAAAAAAAGACAUUCUAGAGAGGGGAAAUGAAUUUAUAAAAAUAAUGAAUGAAAUAAAAAGAAAAAAAAAAGGCAAUUCUUCUAAUAGUGAUACAAAUCCAAAGGAAUUUACUAAUAAAUUGAAUGAAUUACAAACUGAAUUGGAAAAGUUAAAUGGAACUAUAAAAGACGAUUUGCAAAAAAUAAAAGAGAUAAAAAUGAAAAAAAAUGAGGAUCGUUCUAUGAAAGAUCAAAUAGAAAAACAUUUGAAAUAUGCUUCUGAUAACAGAGACAAUGUAGAAAAGUUAAUUUCCAAAAAUGAUGAAAUACAAAAAUAUAUUCAGAAAAUUGAAAAUUUGAUCAAAGACGCACCCUCUGGCAAAGAAAAAUUUACAACUCAGAAAACAGAUUUGCAAAAAAAGGUUAAGACAAUAAUCGAUGAGUUUCAUGCGGAAGAUUUACAAUUAUUAUUAAAUAGUUUGUCAACAUUUCACAAGGAACACCAAAAGUUAUACAGCGAAGCAAGUACUAUAGAAAAAAUUAAACAGUUGCACCAAAAGACAAAAGAAGGAUAUGAAAAACUUGAAAAAAAGAAUUAUAGUAACAUUGCUCAAAUAUUAAAUAAGUUGAAUGUAGAAUUAGAUAAUCUAAAAGUUCUAGAGAAAAAUAUUGUAGAAGAACAAAUUAAUAAUAUAAAUAAACAUAUGUCAGAUUCGUUGACUAAGUUAACAGCUGAAGUCAACAGUUUGAGAAGCGCCUUGGAUAGCUAUAAGACGGAUGAAGGUAAGCUCAAAACCUAUAAAAACCGAAUAAAUGAGAGGAAAGAAAAAUUUAUCAGUACUUUAAAAGAAAAAGAGGAUGAUAUUCCAGAUGGAAAAAAUAUUUAUGUAGAGUAUAAUAAUCAUAAAGUUGUUAUGGUUAACAAAGAAAAUAAAAUAUCCAGUAAUAUAAAUGAAUGCAAAGAAAAUAUUAUAAAUGCCGAAAAAAAUAUAGAGACAUUCAAUACUCAAGUGCAAACAUUAGAAGCACACACAGGUGAAAAAAAUCUUAAAACUCAUGCUUCAUUUCAAGAGUUUAAGAAUAAUCUUGCAAAUUUAAAAUUGAAUGAACUAGAAAGUGAAUUCAAAUCUCUCAUCGAUUCAGCUAGUACAACUAAUAAACAGAUUGAAAAUAUAAGAAAAAAUAUAGACACAAUAAAAUCAUUAAAUUUUACGAAAAUUUGUUCGGACAGCAGCAAAGUAUCAUUGGAAACGAUAAAAAAAAAUAAAUCAGAUUUAAUAAAAAAGCUAAAUCAACAUAUACAAGAAAUUGAAAAAUACACAUUCAUAGAAAAAGAAGAAACGUUACCCCUUAUAAGCGUUUUAAAAGAAGAAAUAAAACGCGUAGAGAAUGACAUGUCUGAAGAGUUGAUAAACGAGUUAAACACAAAAAUUAAUUCUAUACUGGAAUAUUACGAUAAAUCAAAGGGUAGUUUCAAUGGGGAUGAUGAAACAAAAUUGGAAAAAUUAGAUGAUUUUAAAAGACAGUGCCAAGACAUUCAACAAAAAAUAGAAAAAUUAACAACUAACUAUAAAGUAUUAGACAAUGGGACAAAAGUCAAAAUUAAAGAACAACAAGAAAAAGUUUUAACACUGAGUGAAAAUCAUAUAACAGGGAAAGGCAAAACGAUAACUGAAAAGAUUCAAAAAUAUAUAAAUUCGCUAAAUGAAAUGAAAACGAAAUUGGAUUUUCUCAAAAUUAACCAAGAUAUCAAAAAUAGCAAAGAUGCUACAAUUAAAGGUAAAAUACAGGAAUUUGAAAAAAAAGUUCAAACUAUACUUGGAAGUAUAGAUAUAGCUAAUAAUAAAAUACAAAAAAUUAAAAAAGUUCCCGAUGAGAAUAAAGCUGAAUUCGAUAGAGAAAAAGUUAAAGAUACAAGUUUCGAUGAAAAAAAGAAAAGCAUAGAAAAAGUUUAUGAACAAAUGGGAAAAACGCUUAAAGAAUUAGAAGACAUGGAUGACGAAAGUAAAAUAGCAAAAGAAGUAGAAGCAGCUCAAAUACAAUAUGAAAGAAUUUUUAUUGAUCAUGCUGUUAAUUUGAUGAAUGAUGAAGUUAAAAAGUCCAAUGAUGUGAUGGAAAAAAUCGAAUUAUAUAAAAAAGAAAUUGACGAAGUUAAGCAGAAAAAACAUGAUGAUACAAAAGUUGAUACAUCUAAUUUUGAUUAUACAACACAAUACAACAGUGCUAAACAGAGUAAAGCUAAAAUAGAGCAACUUAUUAAAAAUCUUACGACAAAAAAUGAAACGUCUGACGAAAGCCAAGAUAUAAUGGAAUUAAAACGUAUUAAAGAAGAGACGCAUAAUAAUUUACAAAAAGUCAAACUAGAAUAUAAUUCUAUGGAGGAAAUGCGAAAACAAAUUUAUAAUAUGAAAGAUAUGCUAAUUUCGAACAAUUCUGAAACCAUAGCUAAAGAAAUAUUAAAGAAUACUCAAAACGCAUUAAAUUUUAGCGAGAAUGCAAAAAAAGAACUUAAGAAAACAGAUGAACUAUUAAAAAUAGUGGCAGAUCUGAUAGCUCAGGCAAAGGUACAUCAAAACAAAAUUAACAUAGCUUUAGAAGAUGAACAAAAAGAUACUGAGAUAAGCAAAAUUGAACAAAUUAAUCGUGAAAUUGUAAAUAAAAAAGAUGUAAUUGAAUCCUAUUUAAGUGAAAUAAAAGAAUAUAAGGCCAAAUGCACAACCGAAAUCAGUAAUUCAAAAAGAGGAAAAGAUAAAAUUGAGUUCUUAGAAAAAUUUAAGCCUAAUGACGAAAGCAAUUUGAAUAAGGUUGACAUUAAUGAAAUAAAUAAAAGUAUAAGUAAUUCUGAGAAAUACUUAAAAGAUAUAGAGGAUGCAGAAACAAAAGCUAGUCAAAAUGUAGAACUAUUCCAGAAACAUGUAACAGAGAUCAGUGAUAUUUUCAAGCAAUCUGAAAUUUUAGGAGUAGAAACUAAAUCAAAAAAAAAACUUAAUAAAGCAGAAGACAUAAUGAAAGAAAUUGAGAAAUACAAUUCUGAAAUUCAAACAAAGGUGAAGGGCUUCCAAGAAAAUCUAGACAAAUUAAACAAACCCCAUAAUUAUGACGACGCAGAAGAUGAACUUAAUAAUGAUAAAUCUACAAAUGCAAAGGUUCUUAUACAGACUAACCUAGAAAGUGUAAAGCAUAAUUUAUCCGAAAUUACUAAUAUUAAACAGGGAGGACAAAACAUAUACACUAAAGCUGAAGAUAUCAUGCAAAAAAUAAAAGCAAUUUCAGAAAAUACUGCAGAGAAAACUUUGGACAAGGUGAAAAACGACCAAUCCAAUUAUGUUAAUUAUUUAGAUCAAAUAACGAAAGAAAGAGAUCUUAUCGUUAUAGAAAAAAAUAGACUAAAUGGUUUAGAUUCCACAAUUUCAAAUAUAGAAAAGGCACUGAAUGAAUCCAAAAAGAAUUACGAAAUUGGACUUUUGGAAAAGUUAGAAGAAAUAGGUAAAAAUAUAAAGUUAAAGGUUAACACAACCAAAGAAUCAAUAAAUUCAACAGUGAAACACUUUUCUUCCCUCUUCCACAAUUUUAAUUUAAAUCAAUAUGACUUUAAUAAAAAUAUAAAUACUUAUGAAAAAAAAAUGGGAGAAAUAUAUAACGAAUUUGAAAAAUCAUUAAAUAAAAUUAGUGAAAAUUUAACAAAUGCUUCAAAAAAUCCUUCAGAUUAUAACUUAGCCAAAACACUGAGGCAAGAUGCACAGAAAGAAAAAGAUAAUCUAUUAAAUAAAGAAGAAGAGGCAAAUAAAUAUUUAGGCGAUAUUAAAAAAGUGGAAUCAUUCAGAUUUAUACUAAACAUGAAAGAAAGCUUAGAUAAUAUUAAUGAGAUGAUUAAAAAAGAAAAACUAACAGUUGAUAAAAAACAUGGUGACAUUAAACAGCUAGUUGAAAAUAUUAAAGAGUCAGUUGAUGAAAACAACUUGUCAGAUAUAUUAAAAGGAGCAACGGACAGAAAUGACGAAAUACAGAAAAUAACGCAUUCUGUGCAUAAAAAUAAAGCAAAAACUAUUUUAGGACACGUAGAUACUUCAGCAAAACAUAUAGGCAUUAAAAUAAUACCAGAGUUGCCACUAACAGAAUUGUUAGGAGAUUCAAAAUUGACAACUACACAGGAAUUAAAAUUUGAGCCAAAAAAUAAUGUAGCACUAGAAACAGAAUAUAUGUCAAAGAAUACAAGCGAAUUGGAUGUUUAUAAAAAUAUACAGGAUGCUUACAAGAUUGCACUGGAGAUUCUUGCCCACUCAGAUGAAAUAGAUGCAAAACAAAAGGACAGUUCACAAUUAAUAGAAAUGGGAAACAAUAUAUAUCUUAAAGAUGUGCUAAUAAAUCAAUUCAAAAAUAAAAUAAGCUCUAUAAAAAGUAAGGAAGAAGCUGUUUCAGGAAAAUUAGGUAAUGUUUCCAAAAAACAGAACGAGUUAAGCAAAGUUACAUGCAGCGAUAAAAGUUACGAUACCAUUAUAGCGUUAGAGAAACAAACUGAAUUACAAAAUAUACACAAUUCUUUUACUCAAGAAAAGACUAACACGGAUAGCGAUUCGAAGUUGAAAAAAAUUACAAAAGAUUUAGAAAAUUCGAAAAAUGCAUUAAAAACACUAGAAGAAGAAUUUAAUGCUCUAAAAGCAAGCUCGGACAAUCAUGAAUAUGUACAAAGUAAAAGUGCACCAAUAAAUGCUGUGCAAUCCGAAAUUGAAAAUGCAGAAAAGGACAUAGAUAGACUGGAUACGGCCAUUGAUGAAUUAUUAAAAAAAGGAAGGGAAUGCGAAGUAUCUAGGUACAUAAUGAUAAAGGAUACCGUUAUCAAAGAAAUAGAUUAUGACACCCAAUUAAUCAACAAUAUGGAGAAGAAGAUUAAUGAAUACUUGGCAUAUGUUAAAAAAAAUUAUGAAGACACAGUGGAGGAUGUUCACACAUUAAAUGAACAUUUCAAUACACAACAAAUAAUUGAUCAUGAGUCAACUAAUUUUGAUAAAUCAAAUAAAUCAUCUGAAGAGUUAACUGAAGCUGUUAAUGGCUCAAAAGAAAUAAUAAGUAAAAUAAAAGGUGUAAUCAUAGUAGUUAACGAAAACACUGAAAUAAACGCUUUAGAAAACAGUGCAAAAGUAAUUGAAGCUCUCUAUAACGAUUUAAAAAAUAAAAAAAACGCACUAAACGAAAUAUAUAAAACAUCUAAUUUAGUUAAAUUGCAAGAAAUGAAAUCAAAUGCUGAUAAAUAUAUCGAUGUAUCUAAAGUAUUUAACAGUGUAUUAGACACUCAAAAGUCAAAAAUAGUAGCUAAUCAAAAUAGCAUAAACGAUUUUAAAAGCAAAAUAAACGUAAAGCUACAGGAAUUAAUUGGGGCUGACAGCGCAUUUAAAUUAGAGUCCAUUAAAAACUUUAACGAAAUAUAUAAUCAUAUUAAAACUAGUAUGGGUGAAUUAGAACAAUUAGAACAAGCUAAUAAUAGUGAACGUGAUAAUGUCGGAAAGCACAGAAAACAAAUUGUGCGUUUAAUAAACAAAAUAGAAAGGUUGAAAGGUGAUGUGAAAAAUCAUGGUGAUGACCAAUAUAUGAAAAAAUUAAAUGCUAAUCUAUUAAAUGACGGUAUUAAAAAUACAACGGAAGCUAUAAACAAAUCAGAUGAAGAACUUAAGGAACUAUUGAGAAAACUUGAAGAGAAUGAACAGCUAUUUAAAAAUAACCAAGUGAAGAGCUUUAUUUCGGAUAUUAUUAGCCGUGUAGAAGACCUGAAAAAACGAUUUACAGAAGAUUUACCUGAAAACGAAAAACUUUAUCAAAUUGAAAACAGCUAUAAUGAAAUUAAUUCAAUAUUCAGUGAAAUAAAAUUACAUAACAUCGAAGAAUUUGUUGCAAAAAUGUACAAUCAAAUUGGUGCUGAAAAGGAAAGCGUAAAUAAUGUAAGAGAGGUUGAUAAAAUAAGGACCGCAAUCCAAAAUGUUACAAAUCAUGAUACAGAAAUAAAAAGUAUAUUAUCUAGAACUAGUAAUGUACUAGAAAGGAUUACUACACAUAAAACAAAUAUGGAUCAUUUAUUAAAAUUAUUGUCCUCAAAUGAUACAAGUCUAAAUUUAAAUGCAAGAACACACGUAAAGAACUCAGAAGAAAUAAUUAAACAGCUAAAUAGCCAUAUCAAAAAAAUAACAGACCUAAGUACAUAUGCCCAUGAAGUGAUGACACACUUAGCAAAUGAACUAAAUAAAUUAUUAAAUCAACGUGAAACUGAAAUUGCAAAAGUUGAUACUGAAACUUCGCCAAGGAAAAUGGAACCAAAAGAAAAAAAAGUUACACCAACAAAAACAGAAAAUGGUGCACAACAGAAUAUUGCAAGCGUUCCUCAGGAGCAAGCAAAAUAUAGUACACUAUCGGUACCAGAAAAUGAUACAACACCAGAAGAAGAAAGUGAACAUAAGGAUACGCAUGACAAAUCAGAAAGUAGUACGGAUUCAAAGGCAAAGGAUGCAACUGGAAGAACUCGUUUAGCCGGAGUUAUUGUUGUCGUGUCUGUUUUCUCCGGAAUUGUUAUAUUAGUAUAUAGAAAUAAUGAUGAAAAGGAAAAGGAUCACCACGAACACGGAUAUAACGAAGCAUUUGGAGAACAUGACAAUUAUAAUAUGCAUGAUAAAGAAGAAGUUAUCGAAGUUUUCUUUAAUGAAGAAGAUUAA
Messenger RNA from Plasmodium cynomolgi strain B, 8355 nucleotides. Its product is annotated as reticulocyte binding protein 2c. The coding region runs from base 1 to 8355 and encodes 2784 amino acids. The record is from RefSeq and is a predicted model, not a curated record. Lineage: Eukaryota; Apicomplexa; Aconoidasida; Haemosporida; Plasmodiidae. The transcript is spliced from 2 exons.